Melitaea cinxia (Glanville fritillary) is the source of this 7137-nucleotide messenger RNA. Its product is annotated as ankyrin repeat domain-containing protein 50. The transcript is spliced from 38 exons. NCBI's taxonomy places the organism in Eukaryota, Metazoa, Arthropoda, Insecta, Lepidoptera, Nymphalidae. Gene Ontology annotation, molecular function: protein binding; transcription cis-regulatory region binding. The record is from RefSeq and is a predicted model, not a curated record. Gene Ontology annotation, cellular component: nucleus. Gene Ontology annotation, biological process: positive regulation of transcription by RNA polymerase II.
UUAUUACGAGAGAUAUCUUUUGAAGAGUCGCGUUCCUGUAGUUAUUAGUGUCAAUUAGCGAAACCAAAGUAGCGGGGAGGUUACGCCCUUCGUGGGGCGAUCAAAUUAUUUUUUCUAACCAAAGUUAGCUUAAGAUGUCGAAUAUGCCAAUAUAUAGUCAGGUGCUGCCUAAAUCUCAGUAUAGAUCGAAGAAUUCUAAAGGCAGCACCGCGAGAGAAGCUAGGACACAGAAUUCUAGAGACUUCGAUCCGCUGAAUUUCAAUCACGGCGGGAACAUUCAAGUACUAAAUGCUCCGUUGGAAAGUAGAGUCGAGAAAAUGGAGAAAAGGGAAUCGAGGAGGAAGGAUGAGACGAGGGCGAGGCGGACUCAGAAUAGGAGUGAAAGGGCCGACCCUAACGAGGGAAAGGUGGAGGCUUACUUACGUCAGAACCAGAUCAGCAUCAGACAGCAACAGCAUCGACAUUCUGCCGUGAGACAAGCGGAGCAUCGAGUCAAUUUACGAUCGCUACCGUUGAACGAGGUGUCCGCUCGCGGGCACGAUCGGACGCCGACUGAGCGACACCGGGGGUUCCCCGGCGAUAGGGAAGCAAGAGAGUACCGCCGGGAGAGAGAGAGGGACAGAGAUAGAGAGAAGGACUUCGAUUUUGAUGGGUCCCCACUAAGUCCCAUAGCUCCAAGGUCCGGAGAGAAAGAGCGUCCAGUACGCAAGUCCAUCUCAGCUCAGAAAGUCUCAGAAAUGAUAUCGGCAGAUAAGAGACGAUUCUUCUGUAGAGAGUGGGUGUUCCAGAAGAUAGCCCAUUGUCUGGAACAGCGUGCUCUUAGUAAGACCGCUGGUGCUUUGAUAUUGGGUGACGCGGGUAGUGGUAAGACAGCUCUAUGCCAAGAGCUGAGUCAGCCAGGCAGUGGUCCCCAGGCGAGGCAGCAACGUGCUCUCAACCGGCGACUGCUGGCUAGGCAUUUUUUACAGGGGCCGGGUGAAACCAGCGAACGACCUGGAGAAUUCGUUCGUUCGCUAGCGAUGCAGAUCCUGAGCCACUCGUCACACACCAGACCCAACGAGAGAGACCCCUCGCCCAAGGAGGGCAGCACGCCUAAUAGCAAUAGAAGAAAUUCAAUGGAAGAAAACUUGAUACUGCGGUUCAGAGAAAUGGGUGACGACGCAGAAGAGAGCUCCAAGCCUCUCCUCGCCGAUAGCGAAGCGGAGGGUCGUACGGACGACGAUGAGCGCGUCGCUGACGUUCCUCUCAGCGGGGACGUGCACUUGCCAGAAAUCUUGCCGCGAGCCAGCAUAAAACCGACCAACCCAUUCGUCACCAACGACGACCAGUCCGACGCGCGACUCUACGAAAACCACGAAAAUCUCUUCCUCCGAAACAUUUCACAGCGACAAUCGAAAGAAAUGCGCAACUCCAGACUACUCCGUCAAAGUUCCGAACCUUUGACGGAAAAGAAGACGACAGUUUUGCAGAAAAGUCUGUCGACUGAACAACGGGAAGACGAAAAAAGAGAAACCAAAGAAAUAAGCAAUAGUCCUCCGAAAUCGAGAAUACCAGUCGCCAAUUUCAGAUACCCAAAUAAAAGUGAUCUUAGGCCGAAUUCAGCAGAAAAUUCGCCGAAGAAAUCCGAAGCGAGAGCGUCUUCACCUAAAGAUGAUGAAUUACCAGAAUACCAAAACUUAGUACACGUCCCACAAGAUGAUGAGCAGACAGAUUUAGAGAAACUUUUAGAAAAGAAACGGUCAGCGUUCGAAGACGUACCACCUCCCAUACCAAGUUUACCGGUAAAUCCAAGAACUUUAAUAGCUAACGCGUAUUAUGAGAAGCUGUUGUCAGAAACGGAGAUCCAGCAGGCGUUGCUACCUCAGAAUCUGGAUAAGAAUCCGGAUGAGUGCUUCAAGAAGGCCAUAUUGUUUCCAUUGCUGGAGAUCGAUCCGCCUAAGCAGUGUCUGUUUCUCUUGGUCGAUGCGAUUGAUGAAGGUUGUACGGACGGGGCGGGCGAGGGCGAGGGCCCCGAGGGCGGGGUGGGCGGGCUGCUGGCGCGCCACCAGCACCUGCUGCCGCACUGGCUGCUGCUGGUGGCCAGCGCCAGGCGGCACUCGCGCCACCUCACCAGGAUGUUCACAGGGUUCCGCAAGAUAACGCUGGACGAGCUGCAGCGCGCGCACGUGUCGGCCGACGUGCAGCGCUACGUGCUGGCGCGCCUGGACAGCGAGCCGCGCCUGAGGGCGCGCGUGUCGAGCGACUCCACUGCGGCGGCGGCGGCGGCCGCGGCACUUGAUCAUUUGCGGAUCAAGAGUGAUGGCUGCUUCUUGUACUUGGAGAAGGUGUUGGAUGGCGUGGCAGAUGGGUUCAUAGCGUUACGUGAAAUUAGGGAAAUACCCGGCACGCUAAACGGACUGUACUUGUGGCUGGCGCAACGAUUGUUUCACGGGAGGCGAUUCAAUAAGGUGCGCCUGCUACUGGACGUGCUGCUGGCCGCUCGCUGCGGUGUGACGGAGGACAUGCUGUACAAGUGCCUGCUGACCAAGGAGUACAGCGUCACCAGGGAAGACUUCAACCGCAGGCUGCAUUUACUCCGGCGCGUCCUGGUGCUGGAGCGCGCCACGGGCCACGUGCGCCUGCUGCACCCGUCGUUGGGCGCCUGGCUGCUGGACGUCAAGCACUGCACGCGCCGCUACCUGUGCGCGCCGCCCGACGGCCACGCCGCGCUCGCCAUGUGCUACACGCUGGACGCCAAGCGACUGACAGCUCUCGAGAUCCACAACUACGUGUACCACAUGACGCAGGUCGAGCAACACUUGGCGUCGCAGAAGAAGAACAAAGCUAGCGAUGAAGACGAACCCUUAGACCUGCACACUCUUAUCCUGCUGUGGGUCCUAGACUCAGGGUGUGAUGUCGAAGCUGCCUUGAAGCGAGAGAUUGAGAUCAAAAAUGUCCAAAUUGACAAUACUCAGAAUGAAGAGACGAAGGUAGAAGAUAAAGACGUCGAUCCAGAAUCAGAAGGGCGGGAGUCGACGUCAUUCGAGCCGUCGACGCUGGAGAGCAUCAUGCCGGAGCUGGUGAGCGGGGCGGCGGCGCGCUGGCCGCGCGACCGGCGCGUGCUGCGGGCGCUGCUGGAGCUGAGCCGCGCGGACUCCGCGCACACCGAGCCCGAGGACGGCGCCCAGGACUUGCUGUCAACAGACCAAGCAAUAGAGAGCGAAGAUAAUAACGAUGGCACCGGUGAUGAACACGAGGAUGUCCUGGCGCUGGACCCUACCACUGUACACGAGCUGGCAAGUAGGGGGGAUGAGGAGGCUUUGGUGACGCUUUUGAAGCGCCGGCCGGAGCUGGCCGACGCCCUGGACGCGGGCGGCAGCUCGGCGCUGCACGCGGCGGCGCGCAGCGGGCGGGCGGCGUGCGCGGCGGCGCUGCUGCGGGCCGGCGCCGCGCCCGCCGCCGCCGACUGCGACGGCUGGAGCCCGCUGCGGGCGGCCGCCUGGGCGGGCCACGCGGAGGUCGUCGACGUGUUACUUGAACACGGCUGUGACGUCGACUGCGUGGACGCGGACAACCGGACCGCAUUACGUGCCGCAGCAUGGUCAGGCCACGAGGCAGUAGUGGCUCGUCUCUUAGCUGGAGGGGCACAGCCCGAGCGCGCCGAUGCGGAGGGUCGGACUCCGCUAAUGGCCGCGGCCUAUAUGGGCCAUGCGGAUAUAGUGAGGUUGCUGCUGGACGCCGGUGCCAGUCCCAAUCAUGCUGAUCACGAUGGUCGCACAGCUUUAGCAGUGGCAGCGUUGUGUGGCGCCGGGGGCGCUUGCACGGCGCUGCUGCUGGAGCGGGGCGCCGACGUGUCGCUCGCGGACAGAGACCGCGCCACGCCGCUGCUGGUCGCCGCCUUCGAGGGGCACACGGAGAUCUGCGAGUUAUUACUAGAGGCGGAGGCGGAUUUAGAGGCUAGUGAUAACGCGGGUCGCACGGCUCUAUGGGCGGCCGCGUCCGCUGGACACGCCCACACGGUGCGUUUGCUGCUGUUCUGGGGCGCCUGUGUCGACUCUAUGGACGCUGAGGGUCGGACUGUACUCAGUACGGCCGCGGCACAAGGCAACGUAGAAGUAGUUAGGCAGCUACUAGACCGAGGCCUAGAUGAACAUCACCGCGAUAACUCCGGAUGGACUCCGCUGCACUACGCCGCUUUUGAGGGACACAUAGAAGUGUGCGAAGCUCUUCUAGAGGCGGGAGCAAAAGUGGACGAAGCCGAUAACGAUGGUAAAGGCCCCCUGAUGCUCGCCGCGCAAGAGGGCCACACGCGUCUAGUCGAAAUACUCAUAGAUCAGUGGGGGGCCCCCGUGGAUCAGAGGGCCCACGAUGGAAAGACAGCGUUACGGCUCGCGGCGCUGGAGGGGCAGUUCGAGACGGUGGCGGCGCUGCAGGCGCGCGGCGCCGACGUGGACGCGCUGGACGCGGACCGGCGCAGCACGCUGUACGUGCUGGCGCUGGACAACCGCCUGGCCAUGGCGCGCGCGCUGCUGGCCCGCGGCGCCGACGUGCACGCCGGGGACGCCGAGGGCCGGACUCCACUACACGUGUCCGCGUGGCAGGGUCACACUGAGAUGGUGAACAUGCUGGUUAAAGUUGGUGGAGCCGCGGUGGACGGGCGCGACCGCUGCGCGCGCACGGCGCUGCACGCGGCGGCCUGGCGGGGGCGCGCGCCGGCGCUGCGGGCGCUGCUGCAGCUGGGCGCCUCGCCCGCCGCCGUCUGCACGCAGGGCGCCACGCCGCUCGGUAUAGCGGCUCAGGAAGGUCACGAGGAGUGUGUGCUGUGGCUACUGCAACAUGGCGCUGAUCCCUUACAAGCUGAUCAUUGUGGUCGCACACCUGCAAAAGUGGCGUGGCGGGCCGGGCACGCUAAUAUCUGUCGCCUUUUAGAACGGUGGGCGGCGCCCUCUGCCCCCACUGCGCCGCUUGUUGCUGCCACGCCCCUAACAGCCCCCGUUGCACCCCCAGAGGACUUGUUACGACCCGGGAGAACGGGCUCACCAGACUACAAACGCCGCAGUGUCCACAGUUCGAAUUCGACUAAAUCAUCAUCGAAUAUGACCGGCGGAUCUAAUCGUUCUCACGAGCAAAGCGAAGAAAUUGUCCAUGAUAAGGCCCAAAGGCCCAGCCCGCUGUCGUUUGCCCAGCAAGUGGCGCGCUGUGGGCGUGGGCGCCGCUCCGAGCGAGACCUGCCCAUCCCGGAGCACCGCGCCCUGGAGAGGGACUGCCGGCUCAGGAGUUACGUUGCGAACGAGCAGGACGUCGAGCUGAGGGGCUACGUGUGCGAGAGGGACAGGCGGCGAGAGCAGAGGCACGGCGCGGCCAGUCCGCUGUACGCGUCCCCGCCGCGGAGCCCCAGUGAGCCCCGCAGCCCCUCGCCUCAGCCGGGUGAUUGCUUAAAAGCUAGCUAAUAGAACCCACUGUCCCCAGGGUCGCAACCGCCCAGCCUAACCAACGUUCAACCGGCGGUGUCUGACACACACUUCAACAGAGACACGCACAUGCGCAUCAUCCUCGGAAGAGGUCGAGACAAGCCCGCCGCUGAGAGACAGGACAGUAAGGUGACGUUAUCGACGAGGGUCGCGUACAACAGAAUUAUCGGCAGCUUGGGGAGAGCGAGUGGGAAGAUAUUUAAGAAAACUAAAAACAAGAGGAAUGGCAUAGUGACGAAUCCAGCGAUGCGUCUCGUCGCCAACGUUAGGAAUGGUUUAGAUAACGCAGCAGCUAAUAUUCGUCGUACGGGGGUAGCGCUAGCAGCCAGCGCCAGUUCUAACAACCCAGCGGUUAAAACCAACGCGUUUCAAUGGAGAAAAGAGACGCCACUAUAAAUACACGAAGAAAAACAAGGGCAGAAGAUAUUGCCAAUGCUUGGGCAAUUGGGCAGCCAGAUCCCAAUAUUGGAUGAUUUUCGGCCAAAGUCAGUCUAUGUUGGUUGACAAGUGCAGUUUCUUUUUGUUCUCAAAUGGGUAAAACGUUGGGUAAAAGUUUUAGGUUUCCUUUCAGCUUUAAUAUAUGAUAUAACAAAAUUUAUAAUAAUAAAAAAAGAUAAAAAAGCGAUUAGGACAUUUUGAAGAUUUUUUUCGUAAUUUAGUUCAAAUUAAAAAGUGGUAUUUUUCGUUGGAUGAAAUGAAGAUUAAACAGAAUUUUCAUUAUUGAUUUUAAAAGCGCUAGUCUAAAGGAUAAAGAACUCGAAAGAAUUAGACCUAAGAAAUGUCGAAAAAAUCCUAAAUUUUUUUUUGUAAGAAAAAAUUACUUUGAAAUGACUUACUUAAAAAGUCAACUUUUUCUUUUUCUUCUUCUUCAAUUGUCGACUGGCCAACUAAUUUAUUAAGUUUUUAGUACGUAAUAUUCUCAACAAAAUUAAUAUAAUAAAUUUUAAUUAGUGUUUAAAUUAAAACAGAGACUUAGACGUACUAAAGCGUGAGACAUGUUUAAACAUGUUUCAAAAAUAGAAAAAAUGUUACGGACUGACAGGACUUUCAAGGACAUUAACGUUUAUAGCCCUGUUUCAUAAAAAAAUGUUUAUUAUGUACAAUUCAGUAGCCAACAAACGGCGUCUUGCGACUGUUUCCUAAAAUUUUACAACUACCCGCGCCAUUUUCCUCAUUUAUCAUUCCAUAAGAACCGGAAUUCCGUAUUUUUUUCGAUUUCAAAUUUCUUUUUGUAAAAUAGGCUAUAAAACAAAGUAAAAGUGAAACGGCAAAGUAAUCUAAUAUUUUUAUUUUUUUGUGAAAUAGGGCUUUUACUAAAAGAGCGAUUCACCAAAUGUACCUAAAAAUCAAGUAAUUUAAGAACUAAAUCGCUAAAGAAAAUAUAUUAUAACGCCUUAAGAUUCAUUUUGUGCUUAAAACAGUAUUUUUAGAAAUGUCUAAACGUUACUUAUCCGUGGGUAAUCUUAAUUUAGAACAAUAAAAAAUCAUUUUAAUCGAAUUUCUACGAAAAUAUUAAACAAAAAACUAUUUUCACAUUAUUACUUACAAAAAGCAAUCGUACUUGACAGAAAGCAGUCGUAUAUAAAUAAUAAGAAUAAUACGCGAUCAAUAUGCGAUUAAACUACAAAGUGUAAUCAAGAAGUAUAAACAUACUUAUACAAUUUUACAACUACAAUAUAAACAGUAC